This is a messenger RNA of Aspergillus puulaauensis, 933 nucleotides long. RefSeq lists its product as uncharacterized. Gene Ontology annotation, biological process: mitochondrial citrate transmembrane transport. The transcript is spliced from 3 exons. Lineage: Eukaryota; Fungi; Ascomycota; Eurotiomycetes; Eurotiales; Aspergillaceae. Bases 1 to 933 code for a protein of 310 amino acids. The record is from RefSeq and is a predicted model, not a curated record.
AUGAGUAAGAUCGCCACCCCUGCGGAUGAAGUGUCGCGGGCAAAGCAGCCAGUCACGAAAACCCCGUCCUCCUCCCUGAUCUUCUUCAUUUCCGGCGCAACAGCAGGCGGCGUCGAGUCCACUAUCACCUACCCCUUCGAAUACGCCAAAACCCACUCCCAACUCCGGGCCCAGCAUGUCUCGCAAGCGACAAAAGCUCCCAACAACACCCUCCGCACAAUUACUUCCCUCGUCCAAAUCCGCGGGAUAGCAUCCAUAUACACGGGCUGCGGCUCGCUCGCCGCAGGCACAAUGCUCAAAGCCGGCGUGCGAUUCUUCUUCUACGAUAAUAUCAAGCAGGCGCUUUCGGCGCCUGCACUCGGAAUCCCGAGUUUCGUACAGGGCAUCUUGGCGGGCAUGGCUGCUGGCGCGGCGGAGAGUGUGCUGGCUGUUACGCCGAGUGAGCGGAUUAAAACGGUGUUGAUAGAUCAUGCGAGGGGCGAGUGCCAGAGUCGACGAUUGAGUGGUGGAGGACAGGCUGUUCGGGUUCUACUCGCUGAGCAAGGAAUACGAGGUUUAUAUAAGGGCCUCGUCCCGACGACUGUGAAACAGUCUGCGACGUCCGCGGUGCGGAUGGGGAGUUAUAACAUGCUCAAAGACCUUCGUCGGGCAUACAAUAUCAACGAAAAUGGGAUCACGACGUUCCUGAUGGGCGCGAUUGCGGGGACACUCACGGUAUAUACAACGCAGCCGUUUGACUCGGUGAAGACGCGGGCGCAAGGUUUAGGGGGCACGGGAAUGAGUGCGGCUCUGAAGGGUAUUCUGGCCGAUCAUGGGGUUAAGGGGUUGUGGAGGGGGAGUACCAUGCGGUUGGGGAGGUUGCUACUUAGUGGCGGGAUUGUGUUUUCGGUCUAUGAGAAGGUGAGGGGCGGGUUGGAGGGAUUGUUUUUAUAG